AUGGCUUUCUUGGGUCGACCCACAGGACGUUUGGCUCCCGCCGGAGCCGCUCGUGAGAGAACAAGUGUCACCAUGACUGAAUUAUCGACCACCAAAAGUCACGAAAAUGACGGUCACUUGAAAAAUGGUGUCGAGAUUAACGGCAAACCCGCGCCCGUCUAUAAGCUUGAGAUCGUUUGGCGUAAUGUAAUACUUAUGUGUAUCGUUCACGGCUCGGCCUUAUAUGGCCUCUACAUCGGUAUGUUCUUCGCGAAGCCAAUGACCAUCUUUUACAUGUAUUUUGUAUCACUUUUGUCCUCUUUCGGCGUUCAGUGCGGCGCCCACCGGCUGUGGUGUCACCGGACAUAUAAGGCCAAACUCCCGUUACAGAUUCUACUGGCGUUUAUGCAUAUACUGGCCCUCGAGAAUGACAUCUAUGAGUGGAGUCGUGACCAUAGAGUGCACCACAAGUACUCGGAGACGGACGCCGACCCGCAUAACGCCAAACGAGGCUUUUUCUUCGCACACGUCGGUUGGCUGUUGUGCCGAAAGCACCCGCAGGUCCUCGAAAAGGGCAAGACUGUCGACAUGAGUGAUCUCGAUCGCGACCCUCUCAUACAGUUUCAGCGCCGCUUUUAUAUACCUCUGGUGGCACUCAUUUGGGGUGUAAUACCCACGUAUACCCCGUACUAUCUGUGGGGUGAGAGCCUAUGGAAUGCCUAUUUCACGUGCGUUAUGCUCCGGUACGCGUUCACACUAAAUGUAACAUGGUGUGUUAAUAGCGCCGCGCAUUUGUGGGGCAACAAACCCUACGAUAAGUCCAUAAAUCCGGUGGAGUGUUCAAUACGGCACUUGAUGUUUGGCGAGGGUUUUCACAACUACCAUCAUACAUUCCCAUGGGACUAUUCAGCGAGCGAGUUUGGUGCGAUGGAUGUAUUCAACCCUGCUACAAUGUUCAUAGACUUGUUCGCUAAAAUCGGUUGGGCGUAUGACCUCCGCAAGGCAUCCGACGACGUGGUAAAAGGUCGACAGCGCCGGAGCGGUGACGAGCACUCCGUGCGAAGUAGUAAAGUGUUUGAGAUCGCGACCGCUCUCAUCACACUUGCGCUCAUUUACGCGCCCUUUGCUAUCGGCUUUGCGAUUAGACAAACCGGUUACCAUGGGCAAAUUUAA
Messenger RNA from Medioppia subpectinata, 1152 nucleotides. The record is from the annotation of a GenBank genome assembly. NCBI's taxonomy places the organism in Eukaryota, Metazoa, Arthropoda, Arachnida, Sarcoptiformes, Oppiidae.